Molecule: messenger RNA, 2210 nt
Organism: Effrenium voratum
Lineage: Eukaryota; Dinophyceae; Suessiales; Symbiodiniaceae
Source: the annotation of a GenBank genome assembly
CAUUUCUGCGGGGCGAAGCUUUCUUUUGGCGAAGCUCUUUGCCGCAGCCAUGGCUUUCAACUGGCAGCUGCUACUCUUUGCCUUCGCGGCGGGAUGCCUGCUGUACCCGCUUAAGCAAGCGCUUGAAGUGCCCCCGCAGCUUCCUUCGUUCGCCGCGCGCCGCCUUGCGUGGUCUGCCGAACCCGCGCUGGACGUGCGUGCCAAGGGCCCCGCCGUCUCUGUGGCAACGGGGGAGCUGCGAGUGAAUGGCCAGCCCUUCGGGAAGCUGCCGGGCAAGGUGGUAGGAGUGGGCGGCUUCUUGCACGGCUCCCUGGCGAAGGCGAUGAACUUCGAGGCCUUCCGGACCUGGGGCCUGGAUCAGUUGCCCUGGGCCCUGAAGCAGGCAGAGAGGACCAACAUGAUGGUCGUUGCAGGGCUCGACAUGUCGAGGGACCCCACGAAGUACCAGGGCCCGGAGAACUGCGCGGACAUGUGCGCCAGCCAGUGGUGGGCCAAUGAGCUGCAUAGGAUCCUGGGCAAAGUCGGGCAGUACGCCUCGCACCCCCGGAUUUUGUGGUGGUUGGUUGGGAAUGAGUUGGAGACGCCCAUCAACAACCAGGGCGGCAACGACUGUGUGUUCAAGAGGAUCAAUUGGGUGGCCCAGAAGCUGAAGGCUGCGGACCCAGAGCGGCCGGUGGGCACCGCCAUCGCAGGCAUCGCCCAGCCCAAAGUGGAGAGGAUGGCGAAGUUCUGCCCAGAUCUGGACAUCCUGGGCACCAACAUCUACGGCAACGACAUUUGGGAUGUGGGCGCGCAACUCCGGCGAUAUGGCUGGCACAAGCCCUGGGCCUUCACGGAGUGCGGCACGCUGGGGGCCUGGCAGGUGCCGAAGACCUCCUGGGGAGGACUCAUGGAGCCCUUGACUUCCACCUCCAAGGGCCAAUACCUGGACAGGGGCUUGCAGAUGUGCAAGGCGGACGACCAGUGCGUGGGCUUCUUCGCCUUCUUGUGGGGCUGGAAGUGGGAGAAGACGGGCACCUGGUUCGGCAUGCUGGACAACUGGAAGGCGGUGAGCACGGUGCCUGGCGGCAUCCUGAACGACAUGGGCCAGCCCCUCUUCGAUGAGAUCAGCCCGCAGUCCGCGUGGCCCAUGCAACUGAGGGUCCACUUGGAGGGCGCGGACGUGCACGGGCCCAACAGUACCACCUGCGGACAGCUGGGCUUCAGUGCUGAGAAGGGCGCCGUGGUGCCAGUGGAUCUGCGGGUCGUGGCGCCGUACAUGCAGGAGCCCAACAAGGUUUGGAUGGAGUGGUACGUGACACCUGAGACGUCUGUGAACGCAAAGUCAGACGGCAACGUGCCGGAGGAGCAGCUCAACAUCAUCCCGAACGCCGUCCACUACUGCAAGAACGGCUUCCGGGGCCUGGUGCAGACCUCCCACCUCAAGGAGGGCAGUUACCGCCUCUACGGCUUUGCACGGAGGAACCGCUUCCAAGACCAGACGAUGCGUGAGGCUGCCGCCUCCAUCGCCUUCCAAGUGGGCCGGCAGCACUGUGAAACGGCGAAGAACGGCAGCACCUGCGACACCGCGGUGAAGCUGGCGAGGACCGCCACGCGGCGCAUGGGCGUCGCCACCUGGCCGACGGCCGGCCUGACAGUCGCCUCCCACUACGAGGAGUUCCAGGCAGCUCUGCACGUGAACCACCAGGGGGACUGCCCGGCGCCCUGCAGCCCACAAAUACCCAAGAACUUCACCGGCACCUGUGACGGCGCGGCGCAGGUGAGCGCGCAUGACGCGGAUGUGCGGGACCUGUUCUUCUUCGACGUGCCGAAGCACAAGCCCAAGCCCUGCAAAGACGCCGAGUGGGGCGAGGACUGCUACUGGGCGGUGAAGUGGCUCCUGAAGACCGGGAUCCACACCAUGCCCGAGGCCUUCCCCGAGCUGAGCAAAGCGCCCAGCGCCGCGGAGGCGCAGCAGGCCCUCUACGUGCGCGCGAAGAACGGGUGCCGCCGGCCCUGCCCACCAGGCAACGAGACGAAGCAGAACCUCAUCCAACUGAAGUAGCCGACAUGUUUUUUGUGGAUGCCGGAUAAAGCCGGCUUGGCGCCACCCGUGCGUCCUUGAGAUUCCUUGAGUCAUUGAGGCGCUAAGAGCCCGCCACGGCCAUACAGAAAUGGGCCGGCUGGGAUGGCUGUUUGGUGUGAGGCGUGCGAACAAACGGGGGACGACA